Messenger RNA from Seminavis robusta, 3458 nucleotides. The record is from the annotation of a GenBank genome assembly. Lineage: Eukaryota; Bacillariophyta; Bacillariophyceae; Naviculales; Naviculaceae.
GUCUUGCAAAGCAUCAUCCUCGUCACCAAAUUCUCGUUGGGUUGGCCAUGAAAUUUCUGAUUGCAGGCUAUCUUGGUCGAGAGAUACUGUAGCGAUUCUUGUAGACCGGCUAGUUGCGGUCUGAUAUCUAAGAGGCAUCCAACCAAUAUUGGCAAUUUGAAAAUCUGCACUAUCAUCUCCAAACUUAUUCUACCGGUAGUGAAAUGAUCCUGACCCAACCAUCUCAUCGCCGUGGGCAACAGUCCGUCAUUAAGGAAGGAGGACGGAAUCAUCAUCAUUCUUCGGACAAUUGGUCCGAUCAAGAAGUGGCUGCCGAUUCCUCUUCUUCUUGUUAUUCCAGAGAUAGCAGUAGCAUCAGCAGUGCUCGUCGUCGUCACAACAGCAACAACGCCAAACGCAUCAGCAACACUACUAGCCAAAACACUACUAACAGCAAGCCUCCCAUGAUUCCGGAAAAGGUGCACCAUCGCGUGAGUAGUCUUCGUCAGUCGUCGUACAAGAGUCUCAACAACAACAACAACAACAACAAUCAUAACAGCAAUAACAACAAGAGCUCGUCUCGACACCACCACAAGAACGCAAGUAGUGGUAAAAGUCACAAUGUGGAAAGCGAAGUGUUUCUGCGCAAUCCCAAGACGGGUGGCUUUGACUACACUCCGGCGGUCCAAGACUACGAGCAUCACUUAAAGACGGUCGAUUUGGAUCGUCACACGAGCAGUUCCAGUCAUUUGAAACUCAAGCAACGACGAUCCUUUCAAUUGCUGGAAGACGACGAAGGCGACCAAGAUGAUGAAACCACAUUGCACGAUUCCACCGUGUACACGAGUUAUACUCGCAAACCACUCUUGAACAAGGAAAACAAUCAUGCACAGCAAUCGCAAUCGCAACAACAUACCAGUAGCAGCAGUAGUGGGAGCAUUCUGGAAGCACAGCAACAGCAAGCACCUGCCAAAUCCCACAAGAAAUCUCCUCUCUCGCUCUUGUCCCCACGCUCCAAAACUUCCUUCAAACAGUACUUUUCUACAAAGGCUCACAAGACUCCCAAUAAUCCACAACCACUCUCCUCCAAGGUCGACAAGGGUGGUAGUACCACGGCACCUCCUUCCGUCACUCCCUCUCCACCCCGCCAGAAGAAAGGAUCCAUCUUGAAACAGUUGAAAUGCAUGGCCGCCACUGCCGUUGCCAGUCCACCCAAGAACAUUAGUAGUAGUCAACAAACCAGACAACCAGUAGUCACACCUGAACCACAACUAGAACAAGAACCACCACCACAACAAGAACCACCACAACCACAACGACAAGCAUCACACGACACGCAAUCCGUGGCCACGAGUACUCCGGAAGAAUUCAUGGAACCACGCACCAACUUGGACGAACUCGAACAACAAUCUCCCGCCGUCGUAUCGCGACAAAUCAUGGACAUGCUCAUUAUGAACUCGAUCAGUACACGACAACAACAACAACAGGGAUAUAGAGAUCGGAUACAAUCACUCGCUGCGGCAUCCACACAUUCCAUGAUGCCAACACCACCCCGCACUGGACGAUCGCCUCCUGCCAUUUCUACCGUCCAGUCGUCGCUGUCGUCGACAUCGACCUUUUGCGAACAUUCUCUCAUGGACAAUGUUGUGGACGAAGAAGACGACGAUGAUGACGACGAUGACGAAGAGGAUGAUAUUCUCUCACCGCGUCGUCGUAACACUACCAACAACAAAAACAACAACACCAAGAAAACAUCGUCUCCCUUUUAUACCGCGUCGGUCGCAUCCUCUUGUCUCGACUUUUCCUUUAGUACUGUCGGACCACAGAGUACGUUGUGUAAUGGCAAAUCGCCCGAACAGGACUGGUCGUUUGAUGCCGUCAGUCCCGUCACACCCUCGGCACUCUUUUGCGGUGGCAUGUUGAGUCCGGCCGAGAUGAGCGCCAGUCUCCUCAAUACCACCAUGGACGAUUCCUGUUUGCUCGCCGACUCGUCCGGAUUCGAUGCCGAUUUUGAACGCACAUUUGGAGAAGAUACCGUCACGACGUUGGAUCAUGUCGCCGUUUGUCAAGAAUCCUGGCAAUCCAGUGGCGCCAUGUUGUUGACCGAAGCCGGAUUGAAACGACACGACGAGAAACGAUUGCAACUCGAACAUGUCGAACCACUCACACUGCGGCAACAAAAUGGAGCCGGGAAAUUGGAAAAAGAAGUACUCCAACAAAAGGUGGAACGAUUGCAAGCCAAGGAAUUGCAGAAACAAGCCGAUGCGUCGUUGGAAGAAGAACGAGCUGCACGACGACGUAAACGACGACAACAUCAAGUGCCACAACAACCAUUGCAACCACUGCAACAACAACAACAACAAGAAGAUCGAAGUACGUGCGACGAUGUUCCAACCAAAGAACGAGAGUCUCCUUGUACACCGUCCAAACGCAGCAGUCCACCCCGGAAUAAUCAUCAUAACAACAACAAUGCCACGCCCGUGCAGCGUCACGUCAAUUCCAUGUCGCCGCAAACAUCCACGGGGCCGUCUCCUCCUCCUCAUGCCGCCACCAGUACCAAAAAGGCGUCCUUUUUCAAGCGCGUCUUUCAGAAAAAGCCCGGUGCCGAAGAACUCAAACGACAAUGGAAGGAACGAGAACGACAACGUGUGCAAAUGGCACAGUUCGAACGGGAAGAAGCCGAACGAAUUGAGCGGGAACGCAUCGAAUCGUUGCGACAGAGUUAUUUGGAAAAACAACGACAAUUAGAGGCAUGCGGUGCAAAGUCUUCCAAAAAAGUGAUUGUCGAUGUCGACAAUGUCCCGCCGUCGCCGCCCGCCAUUAUUAAAAGGAAUGUCGAUGUCGACGACUUGUCGUCGUCUCCCGAUGAGGCGCCGAAUAAUAACAAUAAUACGAGUGCCGAAGUGGAUGUGGAUGACGUGAUUGCCGAGGACUGUGCCAUUUUCAUCUCGUCCUCGCCGCUCGACGCCUAUCUGGCGAAUAGCAAGAACACGAACAACAAGAGCAAUAGCAACAAGAACAACAAAAUCAGGGCGCAACGAUACAAGUUUGACGACGCGGACGUCCACAAUCAUCACAACAACCACAACAAAGAUCAAGCAAGCACCUCGACUGUGGUAUCGGGAACUGCCACUAGCACCGCCACGACACAAAUGAGCGGAUUGGGACCAUGUUGUGUCUGUCAUCGAAGAGAACGAACGCACAUUGCCAUGCCCUGCAUGCAUUUUGCCUUUUGCGAAGAAUGUGUCCGCAGCCGAACGGUGUGUCCCAUGUGUACCACGGAAAACGUCAUUUUUAGCAGAGUGAAUACGGAAUGAAUGAAUGAAUGAAUGAAUGAAACGAAGGAAAUGUAAUGGAAGCAAUCUUCUUAUAAUAGAAGAAUAAAAAGUAGCAGUAGUAGAGGCAGUUUGUUGGCACCGAUAUAAUAGAAUAGAAAGAUCAUCCUACUAGUAGUGCAAUUAGAGUUACCCCGCUUGUUA